This is a messenger RNA of Durusdinium trenchii, 2419 nucleotides long. The record is from the annotation of a GenBank genome assembly. NCBI's taxonomy places the organism in Eukaryota, Dinophyceae, Suessiales, Symbiodiniaceae.
AUGGCCGCGAACUUCCAGUUCCCUGUGCAGCAGACGACUGGCAACCACCUUGCGUACAAAAGCCACGUGGAGAACCUUUGUGUGGACAUCGUGCAGUCCGAUGAGAAGCCGUGCUCUGUGUCGGAGGACUGCUCGGCCUUGACGGACUACGAGUGUUGGCAGCUCUAUGACUCGAAGGUCCAGGAGGUGCCCGGGGGUGUCGAGAUGCAGUUGGAUGGCCACAUUAGCUGGAUGUCCUUCAUCGGCUGCGGCGAGGGCACCUGCCCUUGGUGCACGAACUAUCGGAGCUGUGUGGGGCCCAUGGUGGAGACCAACAGCUUGGAGGUCCUGGCAGGCAAUUGCAUCAUUUGGGAGUACAACACCCAAGGCAGCGCAGAUGCCUUCGAGAUCUUCGUUGGUGCCUUCAACACCUCGCAGCUGCUGAACUCCUCGCUGCAGCGGGGCGACCUGCGGCUGGAUUGGUCCUAUGGCCAACUGGCCUUUCCCAGCGACGACCUCGUGUUCCUUCGCCUCUUCCUGGCCUCCUACGACGCCAGCGGCGGCGGCUUGGUGGGCGCCACCCUGCGGGUCCGCUACCUCCGGACGGCGCCAUGCUUGGAUGCUGAAACCCUACUGGCAGGGCCUCCGGCCUCCACGACCAGUAGCACUGUCGUCACGAGCUCAUCCACCUCCAGCUACACCAGCUCUUCCACCUCCUUCACUGACACCAGUAGCAGCAGCUCCAGCAGCAGUACGACGUCCACGUCCAGCACGUCCAGCAGCUCCUCCAGCUCCACCGCGUCUUCAAGCUCCACAAGUAGCAGCUCCACAAAUUCCAGGUCCACCACUUCCCAACGCCUCACUAGCUCCAGCACGACCUCCACCGUCUCCUCCACGAGCACGACGAGACCGGGCAGCGGAGCAGCGCAGGCCGCGGAGUGCAGCACGGGGAUCUCGGACUUUCUCUUGGUGGUUUUGGCCCUGGGCGCCUUCUUCCUCCUGCUGCUCCUCACGGCCUUGUGCCGAAGAGAAGCACCCAACUCCUCAAAGGCGGUGGUGCCUGAGGGGAAGCUCGAGGUUCUGAUGCAAGUGCUGCGGAGCUUUGGCCUGGAGGACUCAGAAGAUCUCAAGGCGGAGCUGGAAGCAGCCAACGUUUUUAGGAAAGAGCUGGAGGAGAUGAGGCGCCAGUUGAAGGCUGCAGAGGCCACCGAAGCGGAGCUGACCUCGCUUCGGCAGCAGCACUUUGCCCUGCAGCACCGGCUGAUGAACGAAACCAGGCUACGGGAGGAACUGAGCCGCUGCAUGGACAGCUUGCCCUCACCACAAGGCGGGCGGCCGCGAGAAAUGAACAACGGCACCUUGGCUUGCCUUGGCGUCUAUGACCACAUUACUGUCGGAAAUGCAGAGGACCACGAAGUGCGACUGCUGGCAAAAGAAGCUGCAGAAGCGUUCGAUUGCUGUGAUCAAGUCGUGGUGGACUGCCGGGGACACCUGCUGGGACGCUUAGCCUCGGUGCUCGCCAAGGAGCUCCUGAACGGGCAGAACGUGGUGUGCGUGCGGGCAGAGGACAUCAACAUCAGUGGAUCCUUGUACCGCAACAAGCUGAAGUACGCAAACUUCAAGCGGAAGCACAUGAACACCAACCCUCGGCAGGGCCCCUUCCACUUCCGAUCGCCGGCAAAGAUCCUGUGGCGCACGGUUCGUGGCAUGGUGCCCCACAAGACGGCGAGAGGCGCGGCAGCGUUGGACAAGUUGAAGACCUUCGAGGGCAUUCCGCAUCCUUAUGACCGCAAGAAGAGGAUGGUGGUGCCUAGCUGCUUGAAGGUCCUGCGCUUGCGACCGGAGCGCCGCUUCUGCCGCCUGGGCGACCUCUCCAAGGAGGUGGGUUGGAAGCAUGGUGCCUUGAUCCAACGCUUGGAGAGCCAGCGAAAGGUGAAGAGCGAGGCCUUCUAUAAGAAGAAGGCGGCCACCCACCGACAACGGACGAAGGCCCUGGCCGCCGUGAAGCUCUCGAGCGAUGAGCAGAAGGUCUUGGAAGCCGCUGGGGGCGCAUCUCCGCCUUCUUCCGCUCGCAACGUCCCCGCCGCGCCGGGAACCGCGCUGGCCGGCGCGCUCCCGGAAGCGUUUCCCGUCGCCUUCUGGGGAUGGCCUACUUGGGUGAAGCGAAGAAGCGGCGGUGGCAAGAGCUACUGCAUCAACUCCAAGAGGAGCUGGAGAAGCAAUCCACGCGUUUGGAGCAUUUGGAAAAGAUUGAAGCGAGCGCUAAGCUUGAGAGGGUGGACUCAGACUAUGGAGCCCAUUCCGCAGCAAUCACCUUCACUGGCAUGAAGAGCUAUGCCAUCCCAGCACAGGUGGGGCGAGCUUUCUUCGUGCCGCUCGUGCCGCUGUGCGGCGGUCGUCCGAGGUCUUGAAAGGCACCUAAAUGGUGGGAGCGCGGGGG